Messenger RNA from Indicator indicator, 1257 nucleotides. It is a transcript of the gene GNAS, whose product is annotated as GNAS complex locus. Gene Ontology annotation, cellular component: heterotrimeric G-protein complex. Gene Ontology annotation, molecular function: corticotropin-releasing hormone receptor 1 binding; ionotropic glutamate receptor binding; GTP binding. Bases 1 to 1257 code for a protein of 418 amino acids. Gene Ontology annotation, biological process: sensory perception of chemical stimulus; adenylate cyclase-activating dopamine receptor signaling pathway. Lineage: Eukaryota; Metazoa; Chordata; Aves; Piciformes; Indicatoridae. The transcript is spliced from 12 exons. The record is from RefSeq and is a predicted model, not a curated record.
AUGGGGCUGUGCUACAGCUUGCGCUCCCGCCUGGCCGCCGCGCACCCCUCCGCGCCCUACGGUAGCCGUGGCGGCGAGGCUGACAUCCCCGCCUGCGCGACGGUAGGGGAACACGGGGACCCGCAGGUGCGGCACCGGCUGCGGCAGGACCUGGUGGCCAAAGAGCGGGCGGACAAGAAGCGGAGCAAGAGCAUUGACAAGACGCUGAAGGCGGAGAAGCGGGAGUAUAAGCAAACGCACCGACUGCUGCUGCUGGGUGCUGGUGAAUCCGGUAAAAGCACAAUAGUCAAACAGAUGAGGAUCUUGCAUGUGAAUGGAUUUAAUGCUGAGGAGAAGAAAAUGAAAAUUCAGGAUAUUAAAAACAACAUUAAAGAAGCUAUAGAGACAAUAGUGACAGCAAUGGGCAAUUUGGCACCUCCAGUUGAACUGGCCAAUCCAGAGAACCAGUUUCGAAUCGACUACAUCUUAAAUUUAGCUAACCAGAUAGACUUUGAUUUCCCACCGGAGUUCUAUGAACAUACGAAAACACUUUGGCAAGACGAAGGUGUGAAAGCCUGCUAUGAGAGAUCUAAUGAAUAUCAACUGAUUGAUUGUGCACAGUAUUUUCUAGACAAGAUUGACAUCGUCAAACAAAACGAGUAUACACCAUCUGACCAGGAUCUUCUCAGAUGCAGAGUUUUGACAUCAGGAAUUUUUGAAACCAAGUUUCAGGUGGAUAAAGUAAAUUUUCAUAUGUUUGAUGUUGGAGGACAAAGAGAUGAACGCCGAAAAUGGAUCCAGUGCUUUAAUGAUGUGACUGCUAUCAUAUUUGUGGUGGCGAGCAGUAGCUACAACAUGGUUAUACGAGAGGACAAUCAGACCAAUCGGCUUCAAGAAGCACUGAACCUCUUCAAGAGUAUCUGGAACAACAGGUGGCUACGGACCAUUUCAGUUAUUCUUUUCCUGAAUAAACAAGACUUGUUAGCAGAGAAAGUUUUAGCAGGGAAAUCUAAAAUUGAAGACUACUUUCCAGAAUUUGCUCGCUACACUACACCAGAUGAUGCAACACCAGAGCCUGGUGAGGAUCCCAGAGUUACAAGGGCCAAGUAUUUUAUUAGAGAUGAGUUUCUUAGAAUCAGCACAGCAAGUGGAGAUGGAAGGCACUAUUGCUAUCCUCACUUCACAUGUGCAGUGGAUACAGAGAACAUCCGGAGGGUUUUCAAUGACUGUCGGGACAUUAUUCAGCGCAUGCACCUUCGCCAAUAUGAGUUAUUGUGA